Messenger RNA from Penicillium salamii, 1182 nucleotides. NCBI's taxonomy places the organism in Eukaryota, Fungi, Ascomycota, Eurotiomycetes, Eurotiales, Aspergillaceae. The record is from the annotation of a GenBank genome assembly.
AUGUUCCGACCUGGUUACUGGUCAGACGACCCUAUGGACGGUGUCUUGGGCGCUGGUAUGGCCCGCCCCGGUGCUGGUGCUCGCCGCUUCGAUGAAUACUACCGCUGCUAUCCUGUUGUGAUGCUGCCUGGCCCAGAAAGAGAAAAUGUGAACCACGGCGGAAAGGUCAUAAUGCCCCCGAGUGCGUUGGACAAGCUUACCCGGCUUCACAUUACCUACCCAAUGAUGUUCGAGCUUCACAAUGGCGCAAAAGACAGGAGUACCCACGCUGGUGUCCUAGAGUUCAUCGCUGAAGAAGGAAAGAUCUAUUUGCCAUUUUGGUUGAUGCAAACAUUGUUCCUCGAGCCCGGUGACCUCCUCCAAAUUAAAUCGACAGACCUUCCUCCUGGUCAAUUUAUCAAGCUUCAAGCGCAGUCAACCUCCUUCCUCGACAUCAGUGAUCCAAAAGCAGUCCUCGAAAAUGCGUUCCGCAACUUCUCGUGCCUUACCAAGGGCGACGUCUUCACAUUCGGAUACAAUGAUCAGGUCUACGAGAUGGCUGUGCUCGAGACCAAGCCCUCGGGUUCCAAAAAUGCAGUUUCGGUUCUAGAAACCGAUUUGGAGGUGGAUUUCGCUCCUCCGGUUGGCUACGAAGAGCCACAGCGCACAAGCGGCACCAGCACUCCUGGCAGCGCCAUUGGCGGUGGCAAACUUCCUGUCGGUGGGUUGCUGCAUCCCCAUGGUAGCAUGGCGCAAUCAAUCAACUACCCGGCUAUUGCCCCCGAAGCUACCGACGCGGCGGCAGGUGCGCGCGCUGCAUCCUCCAACUUCCUGACUGGAGGACAACGUCUGAAUGCGAAGAAGGGUAGCAAGGCUCCAACUCCCAACCCUUCAACACCAACUCCGGGCGCCUCGGGCUCCCAAAACCCUCCUCUCCGGAGAACCAACGGUCCCCAGCCCCUCCGACUUCCCCACAAUCAGCUUUUCUUCGGAUAUACCAUCAAGCCAGCCAAGCCUCGCGAUGAGAAUGGACAAGUCAUUCCAGACGAUCAGCCCAAAUUCCAAGGGAUCGGGCAAACAUUACGAGGAAAGAGAAAGGAUCUGGCUGACUCCGCCACCGCCUCUGGCAGUGAGGCUGAGGGUCAGAAGGGCAAAGAGAGUUCCAACAAAUCUGACGGUGGACGGACCCUAGGGAAACGCUAG